Rhododendron vialii is the source of this 1658-nucleotide messenger RNA. Its product is annotated as ankyrin repeat-containing protein BDA1-like. Gene Ontology annotation, molecular function: protein phosphatase 1 binding; protein phosphatase regulator activity. Bases 381 to 1658 code for a protein of 425 amino acids. Gene Ontology annotation, cellular component: plasma membrane. NCBI's taxonomy places the organism in Eukaryota, Viridiplantae, Streptophyta, Magnoliopsida, Ericales, Ericaceae. The record is from RefSeq and is a predicted model, not a curated record. The transcript has 3 exons.
AUUCACAUAGCAUUCUUGUGUAUAUAUGUAAAGCAUUCAACUGUAUCUAUCUACCUACAUAAAUAAACACAUAAUGGGCCAGUGACGCACUUGUGCAAACAUAAUCGCUGUAGUCGUAUCUUUUCUGGAUUAUAAAGAGAGAGGGAGGAGAGAGAUGGGGGAGAGAGAAACAGGCGAACUAUUGAUGAUGCGAGCGGGAGAGGAAGUUUGGAUUGCCAGAAAGAGCGAGUACAUGACGAGAAGAGAGGACAAGGAGAGAGAGAGAACGCGCACAACAGAUAGAGAGAGAGGAGAGGAACAGAGAGAGUGAAGAACAGAGGAUAGGGCGCAAGAGAGAGACAUGGAAGGACAGAACAGAGGAAUGGCUCUGUGAUGCAGCAAUGAGAGGGUAUAUUGAAUCACUAAAGGAAGUAAUGAAAAUAGAUUAUUAUAUUCUGGAUAAAGUUUCGGUGGGAAGUUUCAAAGGGAAAAAUCCUCUUCACAUGGCUAUAUCAACGGGGCAAAAAGAAUUUGUUCUAGAACUUUUGGAGUUUAAACAAGAUCUUGCUAAAACUGUAGACACAGAACUAGGCACAGCCCUUCACAUAGCAUCCUCUAAGGGGUAUCUAGAGAUUGUGGAACUUUUAGUGGAAGUUAGCCCUGAGAUGUGCGCGGCUCGUGAUCGAGAAGGUAAUAACCCUCUUCAUAUCGGUGCCAUGAAAGGUAAUGUCGAAGUAUUAAAGCUAUUGCUUCGAACCAACCCCCGCUCAGCUCGAGUUAUGGUGGAUCGAGGUGACAAUAUUUUGCACUUGUAUGUAAACCAUAAUCAGCUUGCAAGUUUGAAACUAAUGCUAGACAAGAUUGGAGAUGAAAAGUUUGUCAAUUCUACUGAUAUCAAUGGCAACAACAUAUUGCAUCUCGCAGUUUUUGGUAAACGACGUGAGAUUAUCAAAUAUCUACUACUUAAGCGGCCAAAAGAAAGAAAAGAUGAUGAUGAGCUUGGUCAAUUAAUAGAUGUGAAUGCAAGAAAUGGUAGUGGGUGGACGGCGUUGGAUAUUCAUUUCCGAGUAGCAGAGAGUGAAGAUAAGAAUUAUGAUGAGUAUAUCGAAGACGUCUUACGUAAAUCUGGGGUUGAAAUAUCGGAAUUACUUUUUUUCCCAUUUGAUCCUUAUUGGCAGAAGAAGAAAAAGGAUACAUUAAUGAUUGUAUCAUCGCUGAUGGCGACAAUGUCAUUCCAAGUCGGGAUCAAUCCUCCUGGCGGUGUUUGGCAAGAUACAUCAGCAGGACACGGAGCCGGGAAAGCUGUAAUUGCUUAUACUAAUCCCAAAGCGUAUCCAUACUUGGUGUAUUUCAACACGAUAGGAUUCCUUCUGUCUUUGACUACAAUUUUAGAGCUCAUUGUUGUUUUGCCAACAAAAAAAAGGGCUUUUGGGUUUAUUCGAGCUGGGAUCUCGUGGUUGACGAUCACGAUCAUGGCGUUCGCUUAUGCAUUUUCUGUCAUUGUUCUCGCUCCCACGGAGAUGUAUAAGUCCAUAAACCUUGUCAUUUUGGCUACUGUUACAGUGUGGGCCGUUGUGAUAUCGAUUCUCCGCGUACUACCAUUCCAGGUCCAAGGUGUACUAUUAACCGCACUGAUGGACUUCUCUGGAAGCAAACUGAAUGAAGUGAAAUGGAGAUGA